UUUCCUUCCCUCUUUUGUCUUCUUACUCUUUUACAGAGCUGACGAAGAUUCGACGUCGCCCACACCAUCACCCACAUCACCACUCAUCGAAGCUGCACGGAUCAGCCCUGAUACUACCUGUACCUCACACUCAAUCGACUGGCCGUUUUCUGUCACUGAACAGCUUCUCUAUCCUCAUACUACCGAUAUCACUCGUCUGCCAUACAUAGGUACACAAGCUGCGUGCGCCUUCAUUGGGUCACGCGGGAGUACCAGCGUUCGCACUACCAUUGAAGGUAGUAGUUGUACCUAGGCGUAUCGAGCUGAGGCGCCCAACUGCCGUAGCGGGCUCGGGUAGUACCGUCUUUGCGGCGCGAGUGGCUUCAGACGCCAUGGACUCUGACGACUCUGACUUUUACGGCGAUGACGAAACCGUCUCACAACUGCUACGGCGUGUCGCCGACUUUGACGUGGACGAAUGGGCGCAGCAGCACCGCGCACACCCGGGCCGUCCCCAGCGCCAGAUCAAGCUCUUUGACGAGGCCGCUCGACUGCACAAUCCGUACGCGGGCAUCUCAUACGCAUGGCAGCUGACGGAGACGGUGGACGACUUCCUCGCGCGGCUGCCGCCGGCGACGACCGACCGGACGCCCGAGGUGCCGUGGAUCUACAUCUGCAACCCUUGGAUCCCCCGCGUCCACAAGCGCGAGGGCCAGGCCCAGUUCUCCAAGGGCAACGAGGACGAGGCGCCGGAGGAGGAGGGCAGCGAGACGGCCAUGGUCGCCCAGGGCGGCCUUGAAAGGCUUCACCUGCUCAGCAAGUUCAUCGAGGGGAUGCAGAGGUCCGGGCAGGCCCCGUCCGUUGUUGAAAGGGAAAUCAGCAGGCAGCGGAAGCAGGCCACAGGCGAUAUUCUCAAGCUGGCCCAUCUCGUCAAGGUUCGAACAGGCAAAUGGAUGCUGUUCUGCCCGACCACGGAAGUCAACGAGGUGUGGGAGAUUGUCGCAAAAGCAACAGCAAACAACGAGCUCGGCAUCGCCGCCAAGGUCGCGCCGCGGUCGCCACUGGAGGAUCCCCGCAAGGAUCGCCUUUUGUGCGUCUACACAGCCGAUUUCACGGACAUGGCCGACGUUGGGCGCGUGUUGCAGAAGCUGCGCGAGCUCAAGCUGGUCGAGGCCAGAGGCCGGCCGAUAUACUACAAACCAGAUGCAUUCACAUACAUUGGCAUCUCCUCUGGUAAUCCAUGGGGCCUGAGAGCCUCUAUAUACAGCUCGACCGAUAAAUUUCCCAGUCGAGCAUGA
Messenger RNA from Trichoderma reesei QM6a, 1277 nucleotides. RefSeq lists its product as uncharacterized. Lineage: Eukaryota; Fungi; Ascomycota; Sordariomycetes; Hypocreales; Hypocreaceae. Bases 372 to 1277 code for a protein of 301 amino acids. The transcript is spliced from 4 exons. The record is from RefSeq and is a predicted model, not a curated record.